CUGCCUGCCUCAGACAUUAGAGCAGUGGGCGAGCAGGAAAGUCGUCCUUUUUUCCAGACACACACACACACACACACACACACACAAACAGCCAGAGAGUGAGCGAGACUAUACCCUCCAGCAAUAGUACUACUUCUUCUCCACCCUUCACACACACACACACACACACACACAGAGACUUCUAGAAAGCGUCCAUUUGCAGCCGGCUGCUCUUGAGAGCUUCCCAACAGCCAGAAAAAAGUGACUCACCGCAGCCGCGCCGCCCGUCGCCAUGGAAACCCCGAGCCAGAAGCGCAUGAGCCGCGGCGCCGCCUCCCCGGCCCGCAUCACCCGGCUGCAGGAGAAGGAGGACCUGUGCAACCUCAACGACCGGCUGGCCGUCUACAUCGACAAGGUGCGCUCGCUGGAGGUGGAGAACGCCGGCCUGCGCCUGCGCAUCUCCGAGUCCGAGUCCUGCGUCAGCCGCGACCUCAGCGGCAUCAAGGCGGCCUACGAGACCGAGCUGGCCGACGCCCGCAAGACCCUGGACCAGGUGGCCCGGGAGCGUGCCCGCCUGCAGCUGGAGCUGGGCAAGAUCAAGGAGGAGUACAAGGAGCUCAAAGCCAGGAACAGCAGGAAGGAGUCUGACCUGGAAGCAGCGCUGGCCCGCCUUCGAGACCUGGAGGCGCUGCUCAACUCCAAAGAUGCGGCCCUCAGCACGGCCCUGGGGGAGAAGCGGGCCCUGGAGGCCGAGGUCAAGGAGCUGAAGGCCCAGCUGGCCAAGUUGGACUUGUCCCUGGCGGACGCCAAGAGGCAGCUUCAUGACGAGAUGCUGAGGCGGGUGGAUGCUGAGAACCGGCUGCAGACGCUGAAGGAGGAGCUGGAGUUCCAGAAGAGCAUCUACAACGAGGAACUGCGCGAGUCCAAGCGGCGCUACGAGUCGCGCGUGGUGGACGUGGACGGCGGGCGGCAGUUUGAGUUUGAGAGCAAGCUGGCGGAGGCGCUGGGCGAGCUGAGGGCGCAGCACGAGGAGCAGGUGGGCUUCUACAAGGCCGAGCUGGAGAAGACCUUCAACUCCAAGCUGGAGAACGCCCGCCAGUCGGCCGACAGAAACAGCAACUUGGUGGGCGCCGCCCAUGAAGAGCUGCAGCAGACACGCAUGCGCAUGGAGAGCAUGUCAGGCCAGCUGGGACAGCUGCAGAAGCAGCUGUCCCUGAGCGAGGCCAAGGUGCGCGAGCUGGAGGAGGCGCUGAGCCGGGAGCGCGACACGAUGCGCAGACGCCUGGAGGAGAAGGAGCGCGACAUGGCGGACAUGCGGGCUCGCCUGCAGAGGCAGCUGGACGAGUACCAGGAGCUGCUGGACAUCAAGCUGACGCUGGACAUGGAGAUCAGCGCCUACAGGAAGCUGCUGGAGGGCGAGGAGGAGAGGUUGCGCCUGUCGCCCAGCCCGACCCAAGCCAGGGUGACGGUGACCCGCACCUCCGGCUCCUCCCACAGCCGCCUGGCCCACGCCGCGGCCUCCAGCAGCCGCACCUCCUCGGGCACGGGCGUGGCCAAGAAGCGGCGCCUCAACGACAACGACAGCGACGCCUCCAGCAUGGUGGGCGGCAGCAUCACCAAGACGCGCAUCAGCCAGCACGCCUCGGCCAGCGGCCGCGUCACCGUGGACGAGGUGGACCUGGACGGGAAGUUUGUCCGACUCUGCAACAAAAGCGACGAGGACCAAUCACUGGCCGGCUGGCAGCUGAGGAGGACAGUGGGAGGAGCCAACCCCAUCGUCUACAAGUUCCCACACAAGUUCAACCUGAAGGCGGGAGCCACCGUCACCAUCUGGGCGGCGUCCGGCGGCGGAAGCCACGCCCCCCCGUCUGACCUGCUGUGGAAGAACCAGGACUCCUGGGGCAGCGGCGACCUCCUGCAGACGGUCCUGCUCAGCGCCAGCGGAGAGGAAAUGGCCGCUAGGAAAGUGACCCGCAGCCUCUUCCAGGAGGACGAUGACGACAUGGGCGCUCACAGCACCAGCGGCGACAACGAGUACAACUUGCGCAGCCGCACCGUCAUCUGCGACUCCUGCGGACAGCCGUCUGACCGCGAUGGUUGUGGCGGCGGCGGCGGUGAUGCCGACAACCUGGUGGGACAUUCCUUUUUCAUGGGGACUAACCAGCCCAGACAGAGUGGCGUCAGGCCUGAGAACUGCGUGAUGAUGUAACACAGGCGUGAUGAUGUCACACAGACGUGAUGAUGUCACACUGGCGUGAUGAUGUCACACUGGCGUGAUGAUGUCACACAGGCGUGAUGAUGUCACACAGACGUGAUGAUGUCACACAGACGUGGCCUCCGUCCUGCAGCAUCACUUCCACUGCUGGGAUCUUUCUGCUUUUCUGUCCACAUACUUAAAGGACCUUGUUUUGCGUGUAAUCCCCCUAUCUUAUUGCAUCUGCUCAUGCUGCCACGCACGCACGCACACACACACGCACACACACACACACACACACACACACGCACACACACACACACACACACAGCUUUUUGUCGAGUUGAGGUAUACGUCAAACGCUGUCAAACGUCAACACGCACAGCCUCGUAGGAGAAGGUGCGCACGCACGCACGCACGCCGACACCAACACACCAACACACCAACACCAACAUGUGAAAGUGAAAGCAAGCACGCUCCGUGGUGACAUUGACUUCAAGUGGAAUGCAUGGAGAGGACUUUCCCUCCAGCAGAGAAGUUGGACAAGCAGUGUUGUCUUCUCAGGUCUUCUGCUAAAUGUUUGCAAUGUAAAUUGUCUUUCUUCAGUUCACAUUCAAAUGUGCUUUUGAAGGUCAUUUGUGUUUGUUCAGCAGAAUCUUGGCCACUAAUAACACCAAAGAGGUGUCGUCACGGUAACCAGGGUGUGUCUUACUACAUGUAGUUCAGUGCUAAUGCUGUUUGUCGUCACGGUAACCAGGGCGUGUCUCACUACAUGUAGUUCAGUGCUAAUGCUGUUUGUCGUCACGGUAACCAGGGCGUGUCUUACUACAUGUAGUUCAGUGCUAAUGCUGUUUGUCGUCACGGUAACCAGGGCGUGUCUUACUACAUGUAGUUCAGUGCUAAUGCUGUUUGUCGUCACGGUAACCAGGGCGUGUCUCACUACAUGUAGUUCAGUGCUAAUGCUGUUUGUCGUCACGGUAACCAGGGUGUGUCUCACUACAUGUAGUUCAGUGCUAAUGCUGUUUGUCGUCACGGUAACCAGGGCGUGUCUCACUACAUGUAGUUCAGUGCUAAUGCUGUUUGUCGUCACGGUAACCAGGGCGUGUCUUACUACAUGUAGUUCAGUGCUAAUGCUGUUUGUCGUCACGGUAACCAGGGCGUGUCUUACUACAUGUAGUUCAGUGCUAAUGCUGUUUGUCGUCACGGUAACCAGGGCGUGUCUUACUACAUGUAGUUCAGUGCUAAUGCUGUUUGUCGUCACGGUAACCAGGGCGUGUCUUACUACAUGUAGUUCAGUGCUAAUGCUGUUUGUCGUCACGGUAACCAGGGCGUGUCUUACUACAUGUAGUUCAGUGCUAAUGCUGUUUGUCGUCACGGUAACCAGGGCGUGUCUUACUACAUGUAGUUGAGUGCUGAUUGACAACAUUUUUGAUGAAGUAUGCCAACUGCCAACGUGCCUUCAGACAUCUUCUCUGCCUCGCUUUGCUUUUUUUCCUGGGUGGGAUGUGACUUUCAGCCUUUAUGAAACAUUAUUUUUGUGUCCCCUAGUCAAGUAUAGCAAAGCACUUAAGUUUCUUUUUUAUUUAAUGGAUAUGUUUUUUUCUUUUUUUGUUCACCAAAAGUGCCUUCCAGUCAUCUCCAAAGAUGUAGAAUUGCCAAAGAGUUGAAAAUUGAUGUAAACAUUGAAGGGUUUUUUUCUAUCUGACUGAAACAUUUUCCCAUCCUGUCAGCGUCAGAAGAGUUGAUGACGUGUGUCGUUGUCUUUCAACGAGCCUUGAAGUGAUGAAUGUUUACACUUAAAUAACAUUUCUCUCCCGCAGCGA
Molecule: messenger RNA, 3996 nt
Organism: Nerophis ophidion (straightnose pipefish)
Lineage: Eukaryota; Metazoa; Chordata; Actinopteri; Syngnathiformes; Syngnathidae
Product: lamin-A-like
Exons: 13
Coding region: 272-2188 (638 amino acids)
Source: RefSeq, a predicted model, not a curated record